Molecule: messenger RNA, 2246 nt
Organism: Porites evermanni
Lineage: Eukaryota; Metazoa; Cnidaria; Anthozoa; Scleractinia; Poritidae
Source: the annotation of a GenBank genome assembly
AUUUAUCCCAAGGUCAAACCAUUAUUGCAGUGGGCUGAUUCAUUUCCCGUCAAUUUCUCCAACACGAAAUUGAUAAGAUUGCCCAUUUUGCUAUUACCGCAAGUGCUGAACUAUGCUUUCGCAUUCUAGUUCUCACAUCCCAGCCGCUUCUAACCGCAAAGCUCCAACGUGCACCCGUUGUCGCAAUCAUGGAAUCUAUAAUGUUCAGCUGAAAGGUCACCGAAAUGUUUGCAAGUUUAGGUUGUGUACCUGCAAGCAUUGCAUUUUGAUUGUGCAAAGAAGGCUUAUGGUUGUAAAACCUGACCGAGAACAAACAGAAUCUGGCGGAAAAUCUUCCAAGAAGAAAAGGUCAUCAAAGAAGGUGGUUGGUACGGAUAAGAAGAACGAUGGUGAAGGUUUGAUCAGCAAUCCCUUGCCGACUACAAUUACACAAAGAAAAGGUAAGAUCGAGGAUCGAGAAUUUUCCUCAUUUUACUUAGUUAUCAAAGCUAUUGGCAUAAUUUCAGCAAACUUUGGUUAAGAUCAAAUUUGGAAAAAAAGAAAAAAGUAGCCGUUCAAGUGGACUUUUAGGAAAGUUACGGAACAGCGAAGUGAAGCAAAAAUGUGUCAAAUAAAGGUGGAAUGUAACUGAAAAAAAGGCCAAUGAUCUGCGAGAAAAAAGGUUAAGCAACUUACAAAUGAUAAUUCGUACGUCAAAACCUGUCGAUAAUCAUAGAUUUGGCUUCUGAAAAUUAGCCUUGCAAAAAAACUAAACUCAGUUUCACCUAAUUUUAAGUUCACAUUUCGUGGAAAGGCCUUUCAAAAAAUGUUGUCAGGAUGCUUUUGGGUGUUUCAAACUUCUUCCAGUUUUUUAAGCUAAUUUAGAUGAAAAAGGUCUUCCAUAAAGGUAUGCGCCAAUUGUUUGGCAAUGCAAGUGAUGCCUUGUCUCUCCUUUAAAUCCAAUCUCCAGGAUGACACAAAAGUAUUAAACUUUCUAAAACCGUACAAUUAACGAGGAAAUUGAUUUUCCGUUUCCAGAACAUCCACAAUUUCCUGUAGCCAAUCUCGAAGCAGUCAGCUUAAGAGAAGUUCCAGUUGUGAAUCACAGUUCUGCUAAUUCACCCAGGAAACAACCUCGACUCCUCCCAGCAGAUGGCGCUGCACCCAUGACAAGUCUACCGGUGUCCCAUUAUUAUGGUUUCAUGUACUGUACCCCACGGAUGGAGAUGCGAAGUUUUAAUCCUAGUAACCCAUCCUCCGUUUCAAUGGCUUCUCCUCGGGUUUCCAGCCCUUCUAGCUCUGGGAUGAUGAUUCCAAUAGCUGAACAGCCUCACAUGGUCGGAAAUUUUCCUGUUACCCGCACUCGGGUAGGCUGUUUCAACUAUUUUGCAUUAAUGAUAGCCCAAAAUUCAUUAGAAAGAUAUUAAGAAACAAACCAGGAAAAAAAAAAACGCUUCUUAUAAGUGAAAAUUGGGAGUGUCAACCAAUAGACUUUUUCUCUAAACUGGAUUGAUCUCACUGGAGCAACCAUACUCAGGACACAAAAGCGAAUAUAAAGAGAAAAAACCGUUUUGCGUCUUCUAAUUGAGUAGAAACAGUUUAGCAUGUUAUCCACAACCAAGUUUUAUGUUUUCGUGAACAACGUCUUGAAAAAACAAAAUAUCAGAUAGUUAUUCAGAGCCUAUAUAGUCAAAAAUGAAGAAAGGAAAAUAGUGCGGUUUUACUGUCUCUUAAUUUCUAAUUUCUAUUUCUCUUAUUCUGCUUCCAUUUUUGGACGUUGUUGGAUCAGGUUUAAUUGAGUUAAAACUUUUCUCUGCUAACAGGGAAAGGCCUGUUCGAUGUUGGAUCUGUUUAACAGCUUUCAUUAAGAAUGAUCUCUUUCUAAUGUUUUGACAGGGUUUUACCAUCAAUUCACCGGCACAGCUGAAUGUGACCAUUCCACGCCCUAUGGAACAUUUCUAGAGAACUCAAUGGGGAGGGGAAAGGGUGGUGGCCUUUCCCCCUGGCCCCAUGUCAGUCACAAGAAACGACACCAAGGCAAAAAACUUCCAUUGACGUUCACCAGGAGUUUCCAAACUCCUUGAGACUUUCGUUAUAUCUGUUUGCCUCAUUAACUGUUUGAGGACAUUUGUGAUAAUUGUUGAGAGAAACUAACACAUCCGAAUUGUGGAAUGAAAACUGCUCAAUAAAUAAAAACUUCUGAAAAUGACACUGUUUAAAACGUUUCGAGCAAUAGUAAGCAUUUUUCGCAACUAAGGAGUUGGGAG